AUGCCAACAAAAAGAAGAGCCAAAAAAAAGAAUAAAAGAGCUAUUAAACGUAUUAUUUAUGAUAGCAUUUAUAGAAUAGAAGUCAGGUAAAGUAGAGAAACAAAAACCUGAAAAAAUAGAAUAUUAACCAAAACUUACCAACAGAACUUAAAGCAAAAGUAGAGCCUAAAAUAAAAGCAAUGAUUAGAAUAAAACUAAAGAGCAAUAAAAACAAUAAGAGAAACCUUUAGUUAAGGAUAUAAUUGAUUUAUCUAAUAACAAUGGACAACAUUAAGAUUGUUAAAUCUAAAAAGGAUUUCCCGCUUUGUCGACUUUUAAUCAUUAAGAAGGUAUUUUAACACAUUGUCAUUGA
Molecule: messenger RNA, 352 nt
Organism: Paramecium sonneborni
Lineage: Eukaryota; Ciliophora; Oligohymenophorea; Peniculida; Parameciidae
Source: the annotation of a GenBank genome assembly